This is a messenger RNA of Euleptes europaea (tarantolino), 1955 nucleotides long. It is a transcript of the gene C8H8orf34, whose product is annotated as chromosome 8 C8orf34 homolog. The transcript is spliced from 14 exons. NCBI's taxonomy places the organism in Eukaryota, Metazoa, Chordata, Lepidosauria, Squamata, Sphaerodactylidae. The record is from RefSeq and is a predicted model, not a curated record.
UGAUGGCGUCUCACCAGCAGAGCCGCAUCCAAGCCUACCUGGAGAAGAACAAGAUCGGGCCGCUGUUCGAGGAAUUGAUGACCAAACUGAUAACAGAGACGCCUGACCAUCCAAUACCAUUUCUUAUUGACCAUCUCCAAUCCAAACAUGGGAGUCGUAGCCAGCUUCAGAGGACAUUGUCUGGAUCUGCUGCUCUUUGGGCAGAAAGUGAAACUUCGGAAAACAAGGGAAUAAGAAGGGAUUUCAGAAGUUAUGAUAAACCCUGGCAGACAAAUGCAAAGAAGCCUAAAAAAUCCAAGAGUGAUCUUGCUGUAUCCAACAUUUCUCCUCCUUCUCCAGAAUCCAAAUCAUUGCCAAAGUCAAUAGAACAUCCUAAAUGGGACUGGAGAACAAAAUCAGAUAGUCAUGAUUUUGAUGAAUUAAAUCAUAUCCUUCAAGAAAGUAAGAAGCUGGGUAAAGCCCUGGAGAAUCUUUCUCGAAGCAUUGCAAUUUCUGAUGAAAUAGACAAGGAUGUAGCAGCAUUUAAUGCUCCUCUUCUACGGCCCCGUGUUGUUGGCGAAUGGGUUGGCCGUGAAGAGAAUGAUGCAGAUCCAUUGGCUGCUGAAAUGCUGCAACCUCCAAUACCAAGAAGCAAAGUGGAACAAUGGGAUAGUGAAGAUAGCAGCAGUCCUGGUGGAAGUUUAAAGAUGGAACCAAAGACCAAAGGAUUGAAACACCAGCAGCAGCAACAUAAGAAACUUCUAGCUGCCAUGCUUUCCCAGGAUUCAUUUGAUUCUGUACAGAGCACAGCUCCGUCAGUAACAGAGGAAGAUAUUGACAAUGAAGAUGAUGCAAUGGAACUCCUGGAGGAUCUCGAUGAUUUAAGAAUGGAAGGGGUGACCAGUGUAAUUUCUUCAGGGAGCAAAUUUAACCAGACUCGAAGUACACAUACUGCUGAGCCACAAGCCAAGGUCACACUGAACAUCUGUGCAAGGUGUGCCAGGCUACAAGGAGAUAACUUGCCAGAAAGAACAGAGGAUGUAUCCGUUGCCUCUCAGACUCUUGAACAAGAAGUAGCAGAAUCUGUUGCAUCAGUGCCCGGAACAGAAAUCUUAAUGGAGAGCACUGAUGAACUGGAGAAUGUGCCCCAAGCAACAGAACAGAACCAACCAGUUUGGGAUGUAGACAUUAUGAGUUCCAGAAGUGGAGAUACCCCAAGCCAGAAACUAUUAAAAGACUCCUUGGCUGCAAAAGAACUGCAGACCAUGGAGAAACACCUUGCUGACAUUGCAAAGGACCUUGCGCUGUGGGAAGAGGAAAGACUAUCAAGAAGUAUCAGUAGCCCACAAACUAAUUUAGUUGCACUAGAUCACCAAGGAAAUUUUAAAGUUACACCAGGCCUGGAUUCAGAACCACAAGUGCCAACUCUUACUGGGAAAGAUAUUCAGCUCCAGCUUCAAAGAAACAAAUCACCGCCAUUAUCCAGUAACAAUAGACUGCAGGUCUCCAGUGUCACAAACAGUAGGCCUCAAUCUCCCAGUGCACAGACCGACAGAUCUUCAUUGCUGCCAGCUCCAGCAAACAGGUCUGCAACCCUAAAUACUUUGUUACAAAGACCUCUAUCCCCUAGCAACCAAGGAAAUAAGGAAGGAAUCAUUAGUAUGCAAAGAAGCCGGUCUUUAAUAUCAAAGAACCAACUUGGGAGGACCGUCAGCACUCCCUCGGGUCUCCUGCUUGAAACAAGUGGGGACGCUCUAGGAAAUGUCACUCAAAGAAGCAGUUUAUCUGAAGAUGAAUUCUUACACCAACUUCAGCUUGCUCACCAGCCAUGGAUUUUGCCAAGUGAUACCGAAAGUGAAGGAGUAGCCGCAGAUUAAGAUAAACGUGAGCCAUUACUGCUUCUUUGUGUUGCUAAGACAUACAAAUUGGUCUGUAAGAAAGGUUUCUGGCCUUUUCCACGGGAUAUAGCCUAUUAG